Molecule: messenger RNA, 1386 nt
Organism: Dichotomopilus funicola
Lineage: Eukaryota; Fungi; Ascomycota; Sordariomycetes; Sordariales; Chaetomiaceae
Product: nucleolin protein
Exons: 3
Coding region: 1-1386 (461 amino acids)
Molecular function (GO): RNA binding
Source: RefSeq, a predicted model, not a curated record
AUGGGCAAGUCAAAGGAGAUCAAGGCCGCCAAGGCCAAGAAGGUCGAGGCUGCCCCCGUCAAGGUCGCUGCCACCAAGGUCAAGGAGACCGCCAAGAAGGCUGUGAGCAAGAAGUCGAAGAAGGUCGAGUCUGAGUCCGAGAGCAGCGAGUCGGAGAGCGAGUCCGACUCGGAGGCCAGCGACAGCUCCGAGGAGGAGUCUGAGGAGGAGGACUCUGACGUCGAGAUGGCCGAGGCUCCCAAGGCCGCUGUCACCAAUGGCAAGGCCAAGGCUCAAGCGGCUGCUACCGACUCUGAUGACUCCGAGGAGGAUUCUGAUGACUCUGAUGACGAGUCUGAUGAGGAGGAGAAGCCUGCUGCCAAGGUUGUGAAGACGAACGGCAAGGCUAAGCCAGCCGAGUCUGAGUCUGAGGACUCUGAUGACUCUGAGGAUGAUGACGAGGACUCGAGCGAUUCUGAUGACUCCGACGAAUCCGAGGAGGAGUCCGAGUCUGCGGAGGAGAAGUCCGCUGUUGCUGACAAGUCCUCCAAGAAGAGGAAGGCCGAGGAGGAGCCCGAGGCUGCUGAUGCUUCGGCCAAGAAGACCAAGUCGGAUGGCGAGACCGAGACCUCUGAGAAGAGCGCGACCCUCUGGGUCGGCAACCUCGGCUGGGGCGUUGACGACAACGCGCUCUACGAGGAGUUCCAGAGCAUCGAGGGCAUCACCGGCGCCCGCGUCGUGUCCGACAAGGAGACGGGCCGCUCGCGUGGCUUCGGCUAUGUCGACUUCGAGACCCCCGAGGCUGCCCAGAAGGCCUACGACGAGAAGAGCGGCGCUUUCCUCCAGGGCCGCGACCUCCGCCUCGACUUUGCUGCCAAGCCCAGCGGCGACUCGGCCCCCAACGCUCGCGCCGCCGACCGCGCCCGCAAGCAUGGCGAUGUCAUCAGCCCGGCGAGCGACACCCUCUUCGUCGGCAACCUCCCCUUCAGCGCCGACGAGAGCUCCGUCUCCGCCUUCUUCAACGAGGUCGCUGAAGUCCAGAGCCUGCGCAUCCCUACCGAUAUGGAGUCCGGCCGUCCCAAGGGCUUUGCCUACGUGACCUUCUCCUCGAUCGAGGAUGCCAAGUCCGCCUUCGACUCUCUCAACGGCGGCGACCUUGACGGCCGUCCCGUCCGUCUGGACUACGCCAAGCCCCGUGACAACAACGGCGGCGGUGGUGGUGGCCGUGGCGGGUUCGGCGGCGGCCGUGGUGGCGGUGGUUUCGGUGGUGGCCGCGGCGGUGGUCGUGGCGGUGGUCGUGGCGGCUUCGGCGGCCGUGGCGGUGGUGGACGCGGCGGUGGCCGUGGUGGGUUUGGCGGAGGCCGCGGUGGCGGCAGUGGUUUCCAGGGCAAGCGCACCACUUUCUAA